Molecule: messenger RNA, 2071 nt
Organism: Argentina anserina (silverweed cinquefoil)
Lineage: Eukaryota; Viridiplantae; Streptophyta; Magnoliopsida; Rosales; Rosaceae
Product: GRAS family protein TF80-like
Exons: 2
Coding region: 418-1830 (470 amino acids)
Biological process (GO): regulation of DNA-templated transcription
Cellular component (GO): nucleus
Molecular function (GO): sequence-specific DNA binding; DNA-binding transcription factor activity
Source: RefSeq, a predicted model, not a curated record
CAACCAAACAACCAAGCAAGCAACAAAAGAUUAGAGAAGCUCUGUAUUUCACAAAUUCCAUAUUCCUCUGAACUCAAAAGACAAAACCAAAUCGAUGACGACAAAACCAGCCUCUUUGUUUGUCGCCAACGCAGCCAUGGAAAAGUCCUUCAAAGCUACCAGCUUUAUCCCCCCUUUCUCUCUCUCUCUCUCUCUCUCUCCACUUGGUGACAGAACCCCACAUCACACCCAUUUGAGGUCUGAGUGAGCUUCCAUGGAUUAGAGCAGCUGCAGCUUCACCCAUCGAGGAAGCUUCCCGUGGAUAUUAACUUUCUGGGUUUUCUUUCUAUUUGAAAACCCUGUACGGAACUUGGAUUUUGUUUCACACAAACUUCCUCUCUGCUUUGGCGUGUUUUCGCAUCAUUAAUUAAAAAGAAAAUGGCACAAGAGGACGGGUCACCUGUAACUUCAUCAGCCAUGUACUUUCCUGGUUUAGGAUCACCAUACCCUUGGCUUUCCCCUGGUAUAGGGUCUCCAUACCCUUGGCUGAGGGAGCUAAAAUCUGAAGAGAGAGGUUUAUGUCUGAUCCAACUUCUCCAAGGCUGUGCUCAUCAUGUUGCUUCUGGUAGUAUUGAGCAGGCAAAUGUUUGGCUAGAGCAGAUUUCUCAGCUCGCCUCUGCCGGUGGAGAUACAAUGCAGCGAAUAGCGGCUUAUUUCACUGAGGCACUUGCAGAUCGAAUGCUGAAAGGUCUGCCUGGUCUGUAUAAGGCACUUAACUCGACAAAACUAUCUUCAAUCGCAGAAGAAAUUCACAUUAAAAGGCUUUUCUUUGAGCUCUGUCCUUUCUUAAAGCUUUCAUAUGUGAUCACAAAUCAAGCCAUAAUAGAAGCCAUGGAGGGGGAGAAGAUGGUUCAUAUUAUUGAUCUUCAUUCGUUUGAGCCUGCUCAGUGGAUCAAUCUGAUACAGAUAUUAAAUGCAAGACCUGAAGGUCCACCUCAUCUAAGAAUCACAGGCAUCCAUGAACAGAAGGAAGUGUUGGACCAAAUGGCUGCCAGGUUGAUAGAAGAAGCUGAAAAACAUGACAUCCCCUUUCAGUUCAAUCCUAUAGUGAGCAAGUUAGAGAAUCUUGAUGUCGAAAGUUUACGUGUUAAGACUGGAGAGGCUCUUGCAGUUUGCUCUGUACUCCAGCUGCAUUCACUCUUAGCAACUGAUGACGAUAUGACCAGAAGAAAAUCUCCAUUAGCAACAAAGAACCUGCAAAAAGUCAUGCAUAUCAAUCAACUCACUUUAGGUGAGUGGUUGGAGAAAGAUCCAAUUAGUGCAUAUAGUCUGAGUCCGGAUUCUUCUUUAUCCCCGCUAUCUUUAGGUGCUUCCCCAAAGAUGGGGAGUUUUUUAACUGCUCUUUGGGGCCUAUCCCCGAAAUUAAUGGUGAUAACUGAGCAGGAGUCGAACCACAAUGGCCAUACACUGAUGGAUAGGCUCAUGGAAGCACUGCACUAUUAUGCAGCACUUUUUGAUUGCUUGGAGUCUACAGUAUCAAGGGCAUCACUUGAGCGGCAAAAGGUUGAGAAAAUGCUUUUUGGGGAGGAAAUAAAAAACAUCAUAUCAUGUGAAGGAACUGACCGAAAGGAGAGGCAUGAGAAGCUUGAGAAGUGGAUUUUAAGGCUAGAGUUGUCAGGCUUUGGGAGGGUGCAGUUGAGCUACCAUGGAAGGAUGCAGGCGAAGAAAAUGUUGCGUGACUAUGGCUACGAUGGCUAUGAGAUUAAAGAAGACAAUGGAUGUUUGGUUAUUUGCUGGCAUGACAGACCACUUUUUUCGGUGUCAGCCUGGAGAUUCCGGAGGUACGAGUGAAGGUUGAUGGACUUGUGGAGAUCGAAUGCUUUUUUUUCUCUUUAUUUUUUCUUUCUUAUUGUAAAGGAUUGUAAUCAUAUCUACCUCUGCAAACUGCAGAGUAAAUCCUCCAAAGGUUUCGCAGAACUGUUCUCUGUGGGAGAACAUGUUUCUGUGUUCUAAUCUUUUUUUCCUUGUUAAUUAGUUAUUAAUUUGUAUGCUAGUUUAGAUCUUCUAUAUACACACUGAUGUUCCACCUCUG